This is a messenger RNA of Parascedosporium putredinis, 978 nucleotides long. NCBI's taxonomy places the organism in Eukaryota, Fungi, Ascomycota, Sordariomycetes, Microascales, Microascaceae. The record is from the annotation of a GenBank genome assembly.
AUGUUUAUCCUGAAAUCGACUGGUCCUGACGACUACCUCAUCGCUGUCGCGCUGGUUCUUCAAAUUCUGUACACCGUCUUUGUCACCAUCGCGACCCUCUACGGCCUCGGACGACUAUUCGCCGACGUGGGCGAUCCCGAAGCGUAUUUUACGGCGCUGAAAUAUGAAAUCUUUAGCCAGGUCGCCGGCCUCAUGGUCAUUGGCGUGGGUAAAUGCGCCGUCGGCGUCUUCCUUCUCCGAAUCGUGCGAAACAAGAUCCAGUCCAUUGUCAUUUGGGCGUUCCUCGUGGGGACCGUCUUCAUCACCCUUUUCUCAAGCAUCACCGUCGUCGUCCAGUGUAUUCCGGUCCAGAGGACAUGGAACCCCACCGUCGAGGGUACCUGUUGGCUCGACUUCUCCAAGGUCGGCUGGACUGUCGGAUGCUGGUUCGUCGUUGCCGAUUUCGGAUUCGCCAUUCUGCCUUGGUUCGUGAUUUGGGACCUCAACAUGAAGCGCAAAGAAAAGAUCACCGUCGCCGUAGGCCUCAGUCUCGGUGUAUUCGCCGGUAUCUGCGGUAUUGUGCGCACCGUCGCCCUCGAUGGCUUAAACGCCACAGAGUACAUCCAUGAUACCGUACCCAUGCUCAUCUGGUCCGCCACCGAAAGCACCGUCACCAUCAUGUGCUCGUCGAUUCCCGUCCUGCGGCCGCUAUACGUCCGCUUCCGAUACGGCAGCAAGGGCGAAAGCUCCGGUAACGGUAGCUCCUACAAGUUGCCAAUGUACGGCAACCACAGCGCCCGAACAUAUGGCAUCGGCUCGACGAUGGGCAUGGAAGGGAAACCGAGCACGAGUCAUCAGGCCGUCAUCACCUUCAACGAAGGCAACGCCAGUGACGAGAGCAUCCUGCGAGAUACAAAGGAUCAGAAUGGGAACAUGAGGGGAAUCAAGAGGACGGAUGAGAUCUCGAUCAGCUACACGACGAAUAGCAAGCAAACUUAG